Budorcas taxicolor (takin) is the source of this 2383-nucleotide messenger RNA. It is a transcript of the gene RNGTT, whose product is annotated as RNA guanylyltransferase and 5'-phosphatase. The transcript has 16 exons. The record is from RefSeq and is a predicted model, not a curated record. Bases 121 to 1908 code for a protein of 595 amino acids. Lineage: Eukaryota; Metazoa; Chordata; Mammalia; Artiodactyla; Bovidae. Gene Ontology annotation, molecular function: mRNA guanylyltransferase activity; protein tyrosine/serine/threonine phosphatase activity; mRNA 5'-triphosphate monophosphatase activity. Gene Ontology annotation, biological process: 7-methylguanosine mRNA capping; protein dephosphorylation.
CUAGGGUUCGGACGCCGUCCGGGAUUCGGGUACCUCAGACCUGCGGUUCAGAGGGGAUCGCGAGGAGGCGGCCGCUAGGCCGAGCGUUGGUGGAGGGGCGACUGUGCGCGGCCCCAAGACAUGGCUCACAACAAGAUCCCGCCGCGGUGGCUAAACUGUCCGCGGCGCGGCCAGCCGGUGGCAGGAAGAUUCUUACCUCUGAAAACAAUGUUAGGACCAAGAUAUGACAGUCAAGUUGCUGAAGAAAAUCGAUUCCAUCCUAGUAUGCUUUCAAAUUAUCUGAAGAGUCUGAAGGUUAAAAUGGGCUUGUUGGUAGACCUGACAAAUACUUCAAGAUUCUAUGACAGAAAUGACAUAGAAAAAGAAGGAAUCAAAUAUAUAAAACUUCAGUGUAAAGGACAUGGCGAGUGCCCUACAACGGAGAAUACUGAGACAUUUAUUCGUCUGUGUGAGCGGUUUAAUGAAAGAAACCCACCUGAACUUAUUGGUGUUCAUUGUACCCAUGGUUUCAAUCGCACUGGUUUCCUCAUAUGUGCCUUCUUGGUGGAGAAAAUGGAUUGGAGUAUUGAAGCAGCAGUUGCUACUUUUGCUCAAGCCAGACCACCAGGAAUUUAUAAGGGUGAUUACUUGAAAGAACUUUUUCGUCGCUAUGGUGAUAUAGAGGAAGCACCACCCCCACCUCUAUUGCCAGAUUGGUGUUUUGAGGAUGAUGAAGAUGAAGAUGAGGACGAGGAUGGAAAAAAGGAAUCAGAACCUGGGUCAAGCGCCUCCUUUGGUAAAAGGAGAAAAGAACGUUUAAAAUUGGGUGCUAUUUUUUUGGAGGGUGUAACUGUUAAAGGUGUAACUCAAGUAACAACUCAGCCAAAGUUAGGAGAGGUACAGCAGAAGUGUCAUCAGUUCUGUGGCUGGGAAGGGUCUGGAUUCCCUGGAGCACAGCCUGUUUCCAUGGACAAGCAAAACAUUAAACUUUUGGAGCAGAAGCCAUAUAAAGUAAGCUGGAAAGCAGAUGGUACUCGGUAUAUGAUGUUGAUUGAUGGCACAAAUGAAGUUUUUAUGGUUGAUAGAGAUAAUUCAGUGUUUCAUGUUUCAAAUCUGGAAUUUCCAUUUCGUAAAGACCUCCGUAUGCAUUUAUCAAAUACUCUGUUAGAUGGGGAAAUGAUUAUUGACAGAGUUAAUGGACAGGCCGUUCCUAGAUACUUAAUAUAUGACAUAAUUAAAUUCAAUGCACAGCCGGUUGGAGAUUGUGAUUUUAAUAUUCGUCUGCAGUGUAUAGAAAGAGAAAUAAUAAAUCCUCGACAUGAAAAAAUGAAGACAGGGCUCAUUGACAAAACACAGGAACCAUUCAGUGUCAGACAUAAGCCAUUUUUUGACAUCUAUGCUUCAAGAAAGCUACUUGAAGGAAAUUUUGCCAAAGAAGUCAGCCAUGAAAUGGAUGGACUUAUUUUCCAGCCCACUGGAAAAUACAAACCUGGUCGAUGUGAUGAUAUUUUGAAAUGGAAGCCUCCCAGUCUGAAUUCUGUGGAUUUUCGCCUAAAAAUAACAAGAAUGGGAGGAGAAGGGUUGCUUCCUCAGAACAUUGGCCUUCUCUAUGUUGGAGGUUAUGAAAGACCCUUUGCACAAAUCAAGGUGACAAAAGAGCUAAAACAGUAUGACAACAAAAUUAUAGAAUGCAAAUUCGAGAACAACAGCUGGGUCUUUAUGAGACAGAGAACAGAUAAAAGUUUUCCUAAUGCCUACAACACUGCCAUGGCUGUGUGCAAUAGUAUCUCCAACCCUGUCACCAAGGAGAUGCUCUUCGAGUUCAUUGACAGAUGUGCAGCAGCUUCUCAAGGACAGAAGCGAAAGCAUCAUCCAGACCCAGACACAGAGCUCAUGCCUCCACCACCUCCCAAAAGACCUUUGACCUAAAGACCUGCCUCUGACUUCAGGACUGAGAGGAAAGAUGAGUGAGAAAAAAUGCUGUUGUCCCAUUUUUUGCAACCAGAGAAAUUUAAAAAAAAAAAGUGUGGCUUGAUGUUGAUACACAUUUGACUUUAAAAAAAAAAAGUAUUGUAGCCAGUCUGUAAAUAUUUGAUGUUUUUGUUUCCUCAGUGCUACAGUACAUCAUGGACUUAAACAUUUUAUUUAUAUCUGAUAAACUCAGCCUUACCUUGUGGAAUCUGAAGAUUGAAAUAUCUAAAGGUUUAAAUGAGAUCAAAAUCAAUGAAAAAGAGGCCUUGUUUAUAUAUGGAUAACUUUUGCUUUAAUUUAUAAAGUUAGCAAUCUGGAACUGUGAGUGCAUAGAACAUUGUCUUUUUUAGAGGUUAUAUUUCAACUAUGAUAGAUUUUCCUUUUAAAACAUUUAGGCAAUGGCAUUAAACAUUCUUGCUAUUAUUUAUCAUGG